Molecule: messenger RNA, 1468 nt
Organism: Nelumbo nucifera (sacred lotus)
Lineage: Eukaryota; Viridiplantae; Streptophyta; Magnoliopsida; Proteales; Nelumbonaceae
Product: transcription factor bHLH96
Biological process (GO): positive regulation of DNA-templated transcription; guard cell differentiation; stomatal complex development
Cellular component (GO): nucleus
Molecular function (GO): DNA-binding transcription factor activity; protein dimerization activity
Source: RefSeq, a predicted model, not a curated record
UCGACUUCUCCAUCGAGGGAGGACCAAAAGGCGAGUUUGUUUGGUAUUUUGGUUUGUGGUUGUGCUUAUGCUAGUUUUCUUGAUUCGGGUUGGGCUUAGGAAAAGGAGUUCUACGCUUCUCACCUUCCAUUUGAAGUAAACAACAGCUCUCUUCUGUCGAUACAUGCUUGUAUUUGUGUGAAAAAAGAAGACUAAUCACACAUUCACACAUACAAGAGUGAGUGAGGGGACAGAGAAACAGAGAGAGAGAGAGAGAGAGAUAAUGGCAUUGGAAGCUGUAGUUUUUCCACAGGACCUGUUUAGUUAUGGCUGCAAAGAUCUGUACUCCUUGGGAGGAGGAAUAGGAGGUUGGAGCUACGAUUUUGCCGUAGAAGAAGACAACAAAUGUGGUAUUGAGAUGCUUGAGAAGAAAAUGGAGCAAGGUCUCGGCGGAAAUUGGGACUCUUCUUCCUCUUCAAUGGUGCAAAAUAUCAAGGAAUGGGAAGCCAAUUCUUCCCCAGAGGCUUGCACCGGUGAUGCCUUCUUUCCCGGAGGCUUCCCCCCAAUGGAUGCUCAGGCCGCGACAGCCGGUCGUCGUAAGAGACGACGCACCAAGAGCUGCAAGAACAAGGAAGAGGUGGAGAAUCAGAGGAUGACCCACAUUGCCGUUGAACGUAAUCGCCGGAAGCAGAUGAACGAAUAUCUCGCCGUGCUAAGGUCUUUGAUGCCGCCAUCUUACGUUCAAAGGGGUGAUCAAGCAUCCAUCAUAGGGGGAGCCAUUAAUUUUGUCAAGGAGCUCGAGCAACUCCUCCAAUCCCUGGAGGCCCAGAAACGAAUGAAGCAACAGUCAGACGUUGGGUUCUCUUCGCCUUUCGCCGAUUUCUUCACCUUUCCUCAGUACUCCUCAUGCUCUACUCACUGCAACAACCCGGCCACAUCGGCAUCUUCGGCCACUGCUUCAAAUGAAGCUUCGGCCGAGAACCGAUCGGCUAUUGCUGAUAUCGAAGUGACCAUGGUGGAGAGUCAUGCCAAUCUCAAAGUACUCUCCAAGAGACGACCCAAACAGCUAUUGAAGAUGGUGGCCGGCUUCCAAACCCUCCGCCUCACUAUCCUCCACCUCAACGUUACAGCCGUUGAUCAAAUGGUUCUCUAUUCCUUCAGCGUUAAGGUUGAAGACGAGUGUCAGCUUACUUCGGUAGAUGAAAUAGCUACAGCUGUUUAUCAGAUGCUAGGUAGGAUUCAGGAAGAGUCUACGUUGAGCUGAGCCUGAGAAUAUGCUAAUUUCACAAUGUAAUUCCCGUCAAACCUUGGCCACCUCAUGUAUGGAGAAAGGGGUGGGGUUUAUUCUAUUUUGUACUUGACAUGCCUUAAUGUAACCAAUAUUUUACCCAACUCCAGGAGGGUAACGUAGUUGUAUGAACUCUCAACUACUUUGAGGAGGUUUAUGUGUUCAAUCAAAGGUAAAUAAUAUUUUUGUGUACAUGCUCUA